ACGAGAUUCAAAGAACCGAAUCAGUAAAAUGAUCCGAAAUUCCCGUCACUAAAUUUGGCGUAUUUGUGCUGCGUUACCGUCAGUAAAAUGCUUCCGCCGCCGCGAGUUUUAUUUUGAAGAGUAGAGUCGGAACUCGCGUGUUUUAUUUUGAAGUUCGUUCCCUUCAGUAGCAGCACUGGCCGGCUCUCAGCCUUUCACAGAGCCGCGUAGGAGUGCGCCACCACGGGGAAGAUGACCUCGGUGUCCUGUAAGAAACGGAGCAGAGUGCGGCGGCGGUGAAUCCUGGCCGGUUUCCCCACGGUGCUCUUCUCCUUGAGGAUGAGAACACUCCGCUGCAGCGGUCGUUGUCACGCUGCUGCAGGACACGCAGCACUGCGUGAUGCAGAUCCGAGUCCAGGAGUUGAUCUGCGGCUGCCAGGAGGACGUACAUGUUUGUAUUUAACAACCAGAGGACUUCAGCUGUAAUUUCUCCAAUGACCCGACCGCUGUGAAGUGAGACAGACAUUAACACAAGUCACCUGGAGUCGCCGUCUAAUUGGCUCCCUGCAGCACAACAUGGCCAACAACGAGCUACAAAGUGAUCCAGGCGGGCUCUCGGUGCUCCAGCAGCUCGGUCUGGACCAAAACUCCGACUUCUCAGACUCGAGUGUGCAGCAGCACCUGGAUGAGCACCGUGAGAGGAUCCGCAGGGAGAUCCGCAAGGAGCUGAAGAUCAAGGAGGGCGCAGAGAACCUGCGCAGGGCCACCACCGACAAGAGGAAUGCUCAGCAGGUGGACUCGCAGCUCCGCAGCUCCAAGCGCAAGCUGGAGUCCCUUCACACUCAACUGCAGGAGCUGGACGCACAUAUUGUGGUCAAGGGCCCUGAUGACAACAAAGAUUCCCCCAGGUCUUCAGGGUCACUCAAUCGAAAAUCUGCCAAUCAGCACCGCAUCGCAGCUUUGGAGCGACAGCUCAACAUUGAGCUGAAGGUCAAACAGGGGGCAGAGAACAUGAUUCCAAUCUAUGCCAAUGGAGGUACCAAGGACAAGAAGCUUCUCCAGACGGCUCAGCAGAUGCUGCAGGACAGCAAGACCAAGAUCGACAUCAUCCGCAUGCAGAUUCGAAAGGCCAUGCAGGCCACAGAGCAGUCUGAGGACAACCAAAGUAAGCCGGACCUGUGUGGGAUGGAGCUGCGUGUGGAGGAGCUGUGGCAUCACUACCGUGUGGAGCACGCCAUGGCGGAGGGAGCCAAAAACAUGUUGCGACUGCUGGGCGCAGGAAAAGUCCAAGAUAAGAAGGCCAUGGCUGAGGCUCAGUGUGGUCUGAGCGAGUCGUCCCAGCGUCUGGACCUGCUCAGGUGCUCUCUGGAGCAGAGGCUGCUGGAGCUCCCUGAGGAUCACCCCAAGGUCUGCCUCAUCAAGGAGCAGCUGGUGCUGGCGUCAUCCUCCGCUUUCAGCUCCUGUCACAGCACCCCCUAUGUCCACAACCAGUACAGCACCCUGAGCAAACCGUCGCCCCUCACAGGUACUCUUCAGGUCCAUCUUCUGGGCUGUAUGGGCCUGCUGGAGGUCAUCCCUGGCCGGAGCAGAGGAGCCCCGGUGGUUCUUCCCUCUCACUCCCUGGGAGACGGACGCUCCACCUUCAAACUGAGCGGCCUCUACAGCCGCAGCACCAGCAGCAUGAGCCUGAGGAUCCCAGGCAAGACCGACGAGCUCUCCUCGGAGGUGAGCGCGGUGCUGAAGCUGGAGAACACAGUGGUGGGUCAGACUGGUUGGAGAGCAGUUGGAGAGCAGGCCUGGGAUCAGACCUUCACUGUGGAACUGGAGAGGUCACGGGAGAUGGAGAUAGCGGUGUACUGGAGAGAUUACCGCUCCCUGUGCGCCCUGAAGUACCUGAAGCUGGAAGAGUUCCUGGACAACCAAAGGCACCGGGUUCAGAUGGAACUGGAGCCACAGGGGCUGCUGCUGGCUGAGGUGACGUUCUUCAACCCGGUGAUAGAAAGAGGCCGACGACUUCAGAGGCAGAAGAAAGUCUUCUCUAAACAGCACGGUAAUGCCUUCCUGCGUGCCCGUCAGAUGAACGUGGACAUCGCUACCUGGGUGCGCCUGCUGAGGAACGCCAUCCCCACUGGAAACAACACACCUGCCUACACACCCAGUUUCACAAGCAGCACAUUCACCCACAGCACAGGAGAAAUCUCAGUGGAGAAACUGAAUCUGGACAGCGACUCUCCUCCCAAAGCUGAGAUCAGGAGAGAUGUGGUGGACUCGCCCGCUCCCUUGGAACAGGUCACUGAACCCGCUUCCACACCGGAUGUCGCUGUUCCCGAGAAGCCCCCCAGGUCACUGGCCAGCAACUCUUUCCACAGCCCCAGCAGAGGCCCUCUGUGUCUGCAGGACUUGAAGCUGAUAGCAGUUCUGGGCCGGGGCCACUUUGGGAAGGUGUUGCUGUCCGAGUACAAAAGGACCGGCAAGCUCUACGCCAUCAAAGCCCUGAAGAAGGGAGACAUCGUGGCACGGGAUGAAGUGGAAAGCCUGAUGUGUGAGAAGCGGAUCUUUGAGACCGUCAACGGCUCCCACCACCCCUUCCUGGUCAACUUGUUUGCAUGUUUCCAGACGCCAGAACAUGUGUGUUUUGUCAUGGAGUACACGGCAGGAGGAGACCUCAUGAUGCACAUACAUGCCGAUGUCUUCUCUGAGCCUCGUGCUGUGUUCUACUCCGCCUGUGUGGUCCUAGGCCUGCAGUUCCUGCACGACCAUAAGAUCGUGUAUCGAGAUCUGAAGUUGGACAACCUGCUGCUCGACACAGAGGGCUUUGUGAAGAUAGCAGACUUUGGGCUCUGUAAGGAAGGCAUGGGCUACGGGGACAGGACCAGCACGUUCUGUGGGACCCCCGAGUUUCUAGCCCCGGAGGUUCUGACAGACACGUCGUACACAAGAGCUGUUGACUGGUGGGGGCUCGGGGUGCUCAUCUACGAGAUGUUGGUCGGAGAGUCUCCGUUCCCUGGCGAUGAUGAGGAGGAGGUUUUCGACAGCAUAGUGAACGAUGAAGUGCGCUACCCUCGCUUCCUGUCCACUGAGGCCAUCGCCAUCAUGAGGCGGUUGUUGAGGAGGAAUCCUGAGAGACGCCUGGGCUCUGGAGAAAAGGACGCUGAAGAUGUGAAGAAACAGCCUUUCUUCAGGGGGAUCGACUGGGAGGCUCUUCUUCAGAGGAAAGUCCUGCCCCCGUUUGUCCCCAGCAUCAAAGGGAAAGAAGACGUCAGCAAUUUCGACCAGGAGUUCACAGCGGAGGCUCCUGCCCUCACGCCGCCCCGCGAGCAUCGCGCCCUCUCCCGCAAAGAACAGGACUACUUCAAGGACUUUGACUACGUCUCCGACCUCUGCUAGGGUCAAGGGUCACGGGGUUAUUAGCUGCCCACUGCCAGCCACAGACUCUGGAAGGAGACGGAGGGGUGGAGGCGGACUCUUCCUCUCUCUGGGCGAGUGUUUGUGACAGGGCAGAGGCCUGGCUGGGCUGUCGCACACCUAUGGUGACAGAGAUCUGCUGACCUCUAGACUGUAGAGGAGGAGGAGGAGGAGGAAGC
Monopterus albus (swamp eel) is the source of this 3563-nucleotide messenger RNA. It is a transcript of the gene pkn1b, whose product is annotated as protein kinase N1b. Bases 556 to 3366 code for a protein of 936 amino acids. Gene Ontology annotation, molecular function: ATP binding; protein serine/threonine kinase activity; small GTPase binding. Lineage: Eukaryota; Metazoa; Chordata; Actinopteri; Synbranchiformes; Synbranchidae. The transcript has 23 exons. The record is from RefSeq and is a predicted model, not a curated record. Gene Ontology annotation, biological process: signal transduction; protein phosphorylation.